This is a messenger RNA of Saccoglossus kowalevskii, 1047 nucleotides long. Its product is annotated as bombesin receptor-activated protein C6orf89 homolog. The record is from RefSeq and is a predicted model, not a curated record. Lineage: Eukaryota; Metazoa; Hemichordata; Enteropneusta; Harrimaniidae.
AUGGCGGCUGCGGAAAAAGGCUUGUUGUAUGAUAAACUCAGCGAAAAUGUCGAAAAAAUCCAAAACUUGGGUAAAAGUUGGGGUAUGGACAACGACGAAAUAGAAAGCUGUAUCUACACUGCCCUAGAGUUUGAUUGUCCGUCGAAGCAAACGACUGUGACGUCUAAAAUCAUGUUCGGUCUACGAGUCUUCGUUUUGAUCUUCAGUUUCUUAUUGGCUAUGUACGUUUUUAUGAGCUUUCAUAAACCUACACAGCAGAUGGUUUCGAAACAGACACAGUCGUGGCAGUAUCCUAUCCUUAGAUUCGUCAGAUUGUUGACUCUGCCACUUGCAAAGAAAUACCAUCUUGAUGUAUUCCAUGAAUUAGAGUGUAUUGUUGAUAAUCCAUUCUAUACUGAAGAAGCACUCGACUGCUGGCCCUGUGAAAUAGUUGAGGAGAUUCAAGAUUUCUCUGGAUUUGAUAAUUUUACUGAGUAUUAUUAUCAUAAUGGAAUACCAUUCUAUGUCACGGAUGCAGAUGGGGUGGUGGUGACGUAUGAAAUGCUACGUGAUUUAUACAUUGAAAACAGAGAGGAUAUGGAGACCAGCAUUGAUUCAUUCAUUUCAACUGACUCCAGCAUUACAGAUGUGUAUAAGCUAUUCUCUCAGACACCUAAUAGUCAAGAUAUAGUUGAUUCUAACUUAGGUGUUAUGUGGCGUACGCAGCGUGUUUCAGGUGUCAGAUUAAUCAGAAGCUUGUUUCCAAGACCAUAUUUCAUUCCGGAAAAGGCAGAAGUAUGUUUAGAGAAGUACGUCUUCAUUGACAGUCCAAAAGCAGAACCAUUUCAAAUACCUUCCUUACAAUCACCCAAUGGUUGGUUGGCACAAGGAUCAGGACAAAGACAGAUUGUAUUAAUUCCAUCUGAAGGUUGCCAGUCAAACUGUUCAGAUGUCAGUAUUGUCUUAGAACCUAUGGAUAUAUUGUUCUACCACACUCAUUACUGGAAACCACAGUCCUUUCCUUAUGGUGAUCAAGUCAGUGUCAUGUUUGCAGCUUCUUUCCUGUGA